AGUAGAUCCAUGUUUACUUAUCAUUUGUAGUGCCUUGGUUGCACGCAAUCGAUGAACUAGAUUUAAAUGCCAUUUUGAUAGAUUCUUUUUGACUUCGACAACGUCCUUUCCCAUGAUGGAUCGUGUUCGCUUUCGAAGACUGUUGCUGCAGUUGCGGACGCUGUUGCAACAUCCGCUCUUAUUCCUACUUGCUUCCAGCACCAGUCAUGAGAUCGUUCGUGCAACGGAGAUAGAAAAUUUGUCUGCCCCGCCCCCUGAGCAUGGCCCACAGCAGGUUCUCCGCUUGGACCUCGGCUGCGAGGAGAAGGACCUUUUGCCGCGCGAAGAAGCGAAGAGCGUGAUCCAGUACUUACCGCAAUGCGGAAGAGACGAAAAAGCCGACGGAUCCGGGAGGAAGAAGUUUUUCACGGAAUCCGGGGACUCGUGCUGCAACCUGGAAUAUCAAAUGUAAAAGUGUCUGGGUCUGGAAGAAUGCAAGUUUGUCAUGCUUGUCUCACAUGACUCUUAAAUUUGUCAUGCACAUUACCCAAGAUCCCAAUUUUUCUGUCAUGCAGAAACGCAGUUUGUCAUGCAGAAUAGGCAACACCAAGAAGCGCGGAAACUUGUCAUGCUGAGCCAGCACUUGUGGCCUCCUCAUGAUACGCCACCCAGCAUCACAAGUCUCCAGACCCAGACAUUUUUGCAUUUGAUAUGGAAGCGGUGCGCGUCAUGAAGUCUAUGACCGAGUCGGUCCUGGAUUUGAAGCGAAGACUAUGCGUUGCAGAUAUAGCUGGGACUGGACAAAUGCAAUUUGCCAUGCUAAAUCUAAAUCAUCCAAAAAUUUGUGUUGCAUGAUUACCAAAAGUCGUCCACUUUUGACCAAGUUGGGAGGGAGUUUCUCAUGCAGGAUAGGCAUGAUAGAGAUCACACAGAAUCUGUCAUGCCAGGUCCUGCAUUCCAGACCUCAUGGGUCAGGGAAAAACUGCAUCACAAAACGCGCACUCUUCCAGACCCAGACAUGUUUGCAUUUGAUAAAGACUAAUCCCGGACACGGAGACCUUUUUGAAAGAUGCGGAAGUUUUGUUAGAUUCCACGGAAGAGCAGAUUCAUGCGUAUUUUGGAAAGUUUGAAGAAAGUGAUGAAGAAAUAGGCGUUUAUCAGCAAGAGAAGCUUUGUCAGCUGAAGCGUGUGUCCAUCGCCUCCGCACGGAGAGACGCGGCGCGCGAGGCGGCGAAGGUUUUGGAAGCGGCGUUGAACGCAGUAGAGCGGUUUGUAUCUCACGAAAAAACUGUUUCACUGUGAUGAUUUUGCAAGAACCGCAUCACAAGUUUGCUACGCAUGACACAGAAAAUUUGCCAUGCGCAUUUCCCAAGGAAAAAUACGCUUAAAAAUCCAAUGUCUUGCAGGUGUAGCAAGACAAAUCGUUCUGUGUUCCAUUUUCUGCAUCACAAGUUCACAGUGAAGCAGUUUUUUCUUGCGAUAGUUUGCGGAGAGUGUGU
Molecule: messenger RNA, 1478 nt
Organism: Amoebophrya sp. A120
Lineage: Eukaryota; Dinophyceae; Syndiniales; Amoebophryaceae
Source: the annotation of a GenBank genome assembly